AUGGAUAAUCCACGCAACAUCACAGAAUUUUUCAUGCUGGGACUCUCCCAGAACCCCCAGGUGCAGAGGAUGUUGUUUGUGAUUUCUGUCUAUUUGGUCUCUAUUGGAGGCAACCUACUUAUAAUUAUCACAAUCAUUUUCAGUCCCACCCUGGGCUCCCCUAUGUAUUUUUUUUCAUAUUUGUCCUUUAUUGAUACUUGUUAUUCCUCUUGUAUGACACCCAAACUCAUUGCUGACUCCCUGAAUGAGGGAAGAGCCAUCUCUUUUGAGGGCUGCUUGGCCCAGUUCUUUGUGGCUCAUUUAUUGGGAGGAACUGAGAUCAUUCUUCUCACAGUGAUGGCUUUGGACCGCUAUGUAGCCAUCUGUAAGCCCCUGCACUAUACCACCACCAUGACCAAGCACCUCUGUGGUGUGCUGGUGGCAGUGGCUUGGCUGGGUGGUUUCCUGCAUUCAUUGGUUCAGCUCUUUCUGGUUCUUCAAUUGCCCUUCUGUGGACCCAAUGUAAUCAAUCACUUUGUGUGUGACUUGUACCCUUUACUGGAGCUGGCCUGCACCAAUACAUAUGUCAUUGGCCUGCUGGUGGUGGCCAACAGUGGUGUGAUCUGCCUGCUGAACUUCCUCAUGCUGGCAGCCUCAUACAUUGUCAUCCUGCGCUCCUUGAGGUCCCACAGUGCAGAGGGUAGACGGAAAGCUCUGUCUACCUGUGGGGCCCACUUCACUGUUGUUGCUUUGUUCUUUGUGCCCUGUAUAUUUAUUUACAUGAGGCCAUCAUCUACUCUGUCCAUAGACAAAAUUGUAGCUGUUUUUUAUUGUAUUUUGACACCCAUGUUCAACCCCCUGAUUUACACUCUGAGAAAUGCAGAAGUGAAAAAUGCCAUGAAGAAUCUCUGGAGAAAAUGA
This is a messenger RNA of Chionomys nivalis (European snow vole), 900 nucleotides long. RefSeq names its product olfactory receptor 140-like. Gene Ontology annotation, biological process: G protein-coupled receptor signaling pathway. Gene Ontology annotation, cellular component: membrane. NCBI's taxonomy places the organism in Eukaryota, Metazoa, Chordata, Mammalia, Rodentia, Cricetidae. The record is from RefSeq and is a predicted model, not a curated record. Gene Ontology annotation, molecular function: G protein-coupled receptor activity; olfactory receptor activity.